AUGGAAAGUAUUGCAAAAGAAGUUAAAAUUUUUCGCGAAAAUAAUGGAACAAUUAUUUCAAUAAUAUCAAGUGACAAUAUGACGAAAACAUGUGCUACAAUUAAACAAGAUCAAUCAACAAAUAAGUCAAACAAUAGUACAGGCAUAACAAUUAAUGAUCAGCAUAAUGAAACUGAAUUCAUGGAUACAAAUGAUCAAAUUUUAUCANUAUUUGAAUACUUUCAUGGUCUUAAUAUGCGUUUAGAUAAUCUCAUUUUCAUGCAUUUUCAAACAUCAUCGAAACAAGCUUUCGAAACUGUCUGCCAACUUGAAGAGCAUCAAUGGUUUGCUAGAUAUCAUUACAAUCUAGAUGAUAAUUCCAACAUGAUUUGUCUAUACACAUUACCAGAUAGCUUUUCCUAUCUGGCUAUUGCUUUUCCUAUUCAUUCUAAAUCAACUGGUUCCAAUAAUGAUGACGAUUAUUUGUCAUAUGCUCAUGCUCAACGUUAA
Molecule: messenger RNA, 489 nt
Organism: Rotaria sp. Silwood2
Lineage: Eukaryota; Metazoa; Rotifera; Eurotatoria; Philodinida; Philodinidae
Source: the annotation of a GenBank genome assembly